GUAAGAUUUCAGGUAUGCAGACGCUUAAACAGGCAAUAAUAAUAAAGAGGCCAUGAUUCGUAUAAAUAAGCCAUGAAGGCAAUCCAACAGCAUCAGUUGCCCAGCAACCAGCAUAGCUACAAGAACCUGUCUUCAAUUCUGUUUACAAUACCUCACACCAAGAUGUCAACAUACACUUGCACCCAGUUCCUGAACCUAAACUUAAAGGACCUUCCCUCGAUGUCCACUACCGUCACGUUGAGUGCAGCACAUUUUGGACAGCGCGACCUGAACCUGUUCAUCGAAAGUCUGGAAACCAUAACACGCCUGGAGAAGAAGCGGCACGAGUUAUGGCAGCUCCGACAGGCGCAAAAGCUUCAACAGUCGCGCAUACAAGAGCUGAAGGACGAACGCUGCUCCAGUCCAAGCGCGGAAGAGGCAGCCGAUGAGCCGCUUUUGUACCUAGAGGCCAAGUGCAUUCCCUAUGCGGUGUCAGAUUCCUUAAAUGUCGAAAGCAUGUACUUGGCUGGUCUGCCCGAGUACUAUACCUGUGUCGACGAGGCAUAUGAUAGUGGCUCCCUUUCACCACGCAGCAGCGUCAUCUACUGUAGCUGCGGGGGGAACCCCAGUCUGGAUUCAGUCUCUGACGAAUCGGGAGUGUCCGGUUCCGUUUCAAAACCGCCCGUGCGUCCGCGCUCCCAUGUGAUAAAGCAUCGCUCCACGCGAUCCCGCAUUAUCAGCAUGGUGUUGAAAAGGGAGUACGCCAAGACUCCCGUCGAGUACCAAAAAAGUGAGCAAUGCAAAAAGGAUAGGUUGCACCAGUACCCCAGGCUUACAAUCACUCCCAAAAAUUCGACGGAACAGAGUUUUCUGGACAAGGCCCUGCGCUAUCUGACCUUAUAGUUGGUGUCGGAUCCUAGGUCAGCACAUUUCUUUAAUAUUUAUACUUUGAGGCUUAUUAUUAUACAUUUACAUAAAUAAAUUUUAAAUGCAAGAAAUUAUAAAGUUUUUGAUUAUUUUGACUCUUGUGAAAUCAGACGUGUUAAGGUAGCUCCCGAUAUGUUUUCUAAUUGUGAUUUCACUUCU
This is a messenger RNA of Drosophila rhopaloa, 1065 nucleotides long. RefSeq lists its product as uncharacterized. The record is from RefSeq and is a predicted model, not a curated record. NCBI's taxonomy places the organism in Eukaryota, Metazoa, Arthropoda, Insecta, Diptera, Drosophilidae. The transcript has a single exon. The coding region runs from base 73 to 882 and encodes 269 amino acids.